Messenger RNA from Polypterus senegalus (gray bichir), 1105 nucleotides. RefSeq names its product nudix (nucleoside diphosphate linked moiety X)-type motif 6 (gene nudt6). Lineage: Eukaryota; Metazoa; Chordata; Cladistia; Polypteriformes; Polypteridae. Gene Ontology annotation, molecular function: NADH pyrophosphatase activity; NAD binding; ADP-ribose diphosphatase activity. The record is from RefSeq and is a predicted model, not a curated record. The transcript has 5 exons. The coding region runs from base 101 to 1087 and encodes 328 amino acids.
AUUUUACGUUUUCGUUACUAGGAAUUCUUCACAGUAAAAAAAAAAAAGUCAGGGUUGACUCAAAAGUAAGAGUUAAAGCAACUCACGAUAACUCGCUGCCAUGUUAUUAAAAAGUCGGACUCUGAUGGUGCUCCUCAAAAAUGCUUGCUUUCUGUUUAGGAGUAACUGUGUUAGGAGCCGCAUAAUUGAGGAAAAUGCAAGGCAUAUGUCACUAGAUGUGGGUGAUUCGCGACUGAGCAAUCUGCCGAGGGUCCCCCUCACCACUAAAAUCUUCCUGGAUCGAGGACGUAUUGACCGAUUUGGAGGCGUAACAGUCGACUUUGGUGAAACGGGUUUCCCCGGGGACCUCCACGAACACGAGUUUCAGCGACUCCUGCAAGAGUCUGUCACUCAUUGGAAGUCUGAUGGUAGAGUAGCAGUGUGGCUACAUAUUCCCAUUUUCCAGAGCAGGUUUAUAGCUUCUGCAGCCUCUCUGGGCUUCACAUUUCACCAUGCUCAGAAGGAUCAUUCAGUGCUUACCAUUUGGCUCAAGGAGGAGCCCAGCAGACUUCCUGUUUACGCAACACACCAAGUAGGAGUUGCAGGCGCUGUUUUUGAUGAAGACACAGGAAGGGUGCUUGUAGUCCAAGAUCGCAACAAGUCCAAAAAUACAUGGAAAUUUCCAGGUGGGCUGUCUGAUCCUGGAGAAACCAUUGUAAAUACUGCUGUCCGUGAAGUUUUUGAGGAAACUGGUAUAAAGUCAGAGUUCAAGUCCCUUUUGAGCAUACGGCAGCAGCAUAAACAUCCAGGAGCCUUUGGUAACUCUGACAUGUACUUCAUCUGCCGCCUGAAGCCGUUGUCAUUCGACAUAAACUUUUGUCAACAAGAGUGUGUCAGGUGUGAAUGGAUGGACAUUGUCAAGCUCGUGAGGACUACAGAUACAACUCCCAUUACAAACCGAAUUGCCAGGCUCUUACUAUAUGGAUUCAGAGAGGGGUUCGAGAAGAUUGACUUGCUAGUAAAAGAAUUGCCAGCUAUCUACACUGGGUUACUUUACCAGCUAUAUCACAAAGAACUGCCAGAGUCUUACGAGCAAAUAUGCAGUUAAAAAUGGAGCUGUACACAC